This is a messenger RNA of Orycteropus afer afer, 910 nucleotides long. Its product is annotated as sulfotransferase family cytosolic 1B member 1. The record is from RefSeq and is a predicted model, not a curated record. Gene Ontology annotation, biological process: sulfation. Gene Ontology annotation, cellular component: cytoplasm. Gene Ontology annotation, molecular function: sulfotransferase activity. Lineage: Eukaryota; Metazoa; Chordata; Mammalia; Tubulidentata; Orycteropodidae.
ACAAUCUAGUAUGAUAAAAUGAUUUCCCAAAACGAUUUUUUGCGAAAAAAUCUGAAGAUGGUUCAUGGCUAUCCUAUGAUCUAUGCUUUUACAAACAACUGGGAAAAUAUUGAGCAAUUCCAAAGCAGACCAGAUGACAUCGUGAUAGUCACUUACCCCAAAUCAGGUACUACAUGGAUUAGUGAAAUUGUGGAUAUGAUUCUAAAUGAUGGAGAUGUUGAAAAAUGUAAGCGAGAUUUUAUUACUGCUAAAGUUCCAAUGUUGGAAAUGUCUCUCCCUGGACUAAGAAUCUCAGGUAUUGAACACUUAGAAAGGAAUCCAUCACCCCGGCUUGUGAAGACACAUUUACCAAUAGAUCUUCUGCCUAAAUCUUUUUGGGAGAAUAACUGCAAGAUGAUUUAUAUGGCUCGAAAUGCAAAGGAUGUUGCUGUCUCAUAUUACCAUUUUAACUUAAUGAAUAAUAUUACCCCUCUUCCUGGCACCUGGGAAGAAUAUUUGGAGAAAUUUAUGAUUGGUGAAGUGGCCUACGGUUCCUGGUUUAAUCAUGUUAAGAGCUGGUGGAAGAAAAGGAAAGAAUACCCAAUACUUUACUUACACUAUGAAGAUAUGAAAGAGAAUCCAAAGCAGGAAAUCAAGAAGGUGAUUCAGUUUCUAGGAAAGAAGUUAAAUGAUAAGAUUUUGGAUAGGAUAAUUCAUCACACCUCAUUUGAAAUGAUGAAGGACAACCCUCUGGUAAAUUACACACACAUUCCAAGUAUAGUGAUGGAUCACAGCAAAUCCUCUUUUAUGCGCAAAGGAAUUGCAGGUGACUGGAAAAAUUACUUCACAGUGGCCCAAAAUGAGAAAUUUGAUGUUAUUUAUAAGAAGGAAAUGUCUGGAACUGAGCUUCAGUUCCGCACGGAAAUUUAAA